AUGGCCAUCACUGACCAGGCCACCGCCCUCGUUCAGGCCGGAGUGCCCGUCAUCAGGCUCGCGGCCGGGGAGCCCGAUUUCGGCACACCUGUCCCCAUUGCUGAGGUUGUGACUUACCCGGAAGCAGCUGGCCAUUAUCUUUCAUAUUUUCUUUUCUUACUAGUCUGCAAUUCUGUUAUUGUUCAGUUCAUCUGAGCUCGAUAUUGAGGAAGAUGAUUAACUCUUAUAGGCUUUCUUGGAUUGAACCCCUCCGGGAAAACAGCUCCAUUUCUCUAGAUUAGCAUUUGCCCGACAGGCAUUCACCAUAAUCAUUCCUCCUUUCAUUACUUAAUUAAUCUGAAACUUUUAUUUGGCAAUUCAUUCGUCUGAGCUGAAUAUUGAGGAAGAUUUUUCAGUUUUUUGCGUGUGGACAGAGCAUUUUUCUCGGAAUCAUUUAUCAUCAGUACCCUUUUUCAUUCAAUAUUUUGUCCGCAUUUCUGAAAUUUCUUGUGCUUUGGUUGGGUCUUUUUGGGUUGAAUCAGGCGGGCAUUGAUGCUAUUCGUCAAGGUUACACCAGAUACACUCCUAACGCCGGAACCUUGGAGCUCCGCGAGGCAAUCUGUCAUAAAUUCCAAGGUCGAACUAGAAGAUUUUUCUUGGAUUUUCAUUCUCCAGUGCCUGGGGAGGGGUCUGACGUUUGGAUGUUCAUGUAAUUGACAGAGGAGAACGGGCUAUCCUACACACCCGAUCAAAUCCUUGUCAGCAAUGGUGCGAAGCAGUGCAUCUUGCAGGCUGUUCUUGCCGUCUGUUCUCCUGGAGACGAGGUGGGUCAUGCUCAGAUAACCAAAAGUUUAUUAUUAUUAUUAUUAUUAUUAUUAUUAUUAUUAUUAUUAUUAUUUAUGUAUGUACAAACAUACUUUAACUUUCUACUUCGUUCAGAAUUAUUCAAAAAAUUUGGAGCAUAUUUAGGGUCUACAUUCCUCAAAUUACCAUCUGUUUAACGCUGAGAGGAGAAGAGAUGAUAUUGUUUCGGUUUCACUUGCCACUCAGGCUAUUAUAAUUCAUCAUUAAUUAAUCUAAAUCUUUGGAUCACAUCUGAGGUAUUGUUGAUCGAAUUGAACAGCUUCUGGGCACCUCCUCCUCCUUCUGUCUCAUGCUAAUGGCCGAAGAUAAUGUCCUUUCCAUGCAGAUUCUAAUUCAUAAUUAAUCAGAAAAUUCAGAGCAUAUCUGUGGCUGAAUUCAGUAUAAUUGCAUGGAAAAUUCAGAGCAUAUCUGUGGCCGAAGAAAGGAGCUAGUCUCACAUUCGAUUAUCCUCCGAUUUCCUCUUUAUACAGAUGGAGAUACCGAAAAGCUACACAAUCCGACCAGAAUUAACCAUGAGUAUGCUCUAUAAAGUCUUCAUCCCCCAUAUCUGCUUUCCGUUCAGGUGAUAAUCCCAGCUCCUUACUGGGUCAGCUAUCCCGAGAUGGCUCGGCUUGCUGAUGCGACGCCCGUUAUCGUCCCCACACACAUAGACAACGACUUCCUCCUGCGGCCUGAGGCCCUGGCAGCCCAGCUGAGCGAGAAGUCUAGGCUUCUGAUCCUCUGCUCCCCCUCGAACCCCACUGGGUCAGUUUAUCCCAAGGAGCUGCUCCAGCAGAUCGCAGAUGUGGUCAAGAGAUUCCCCAGGCUCCUGGUGAGUGGAACCUGGGUUUUCGAUGGAAAUUUAAUUGAUUUUUUUAAUAAAAAUUAUUACCUUUUAUAGCUUUGAGUCUACUUGUGUUCUUCAGGUGCUGUCUGAUGAGAUAUACGAACAUAUAAUCUACCCGCCCGCAAAGCACACGAGCUUUGCAGCGCUGCCCGGCAUGUGGGAGAGGACGCUGACAGUGAAUGGGUUCUCCAAGGUGGUGAAUCUGAAGCCCUCCAUAAUCUCACAUGAUUAGAUUCUUCUAUUUUUGGCAUGGUGAAGGCCCUGUGAGAGUGGGAUUAUGAUGUUGUGUGCUUUCGCAGGCCUUUGCGAUGACUGGGUGGCGCCUCGGCUAUCUUGGCGGCCCCAAGCACUUUGUCUCCGCUUGCGGGAAGAUCCAGAGCCAGGUUUCACGCUCCUGAUGCCCUUUUCUACUCCCCUUCAGUUUAUCUAAUCUUAGCUACUUCUUAAUCGCAUAUAGGAAACUUGAGUACGAAUCGACCGACAAUAAAAUAUAGCCCCAGUUUUCCAUAGCCGGACAUAAGGGCCGACCAAAGUUCAGUUCUUGGAUAUAUUUAUGGAUGGUGGCGGCUCUGCUGACUUUUGUUCUUCGGUUUCCGUUUUGGUGCAAUUGCAGUCAACCUCAGGCGCCAGCAGCAUCUCUCAGAAGGUCGGGCUGGCGGCACUGGCCCUCGGGUUUGCUGGAGGCGAGGAAGUCGCCACCAUGGUGAAGGCGUUCAGAGAGCGGCGCGACUAUCUCGUCCUAAGCUUCGGGGAAUUAGAUGGGGUCAAGAUAUCCGAGCCGCAGGUAUAUUUAUUUACAGACAUACUCAUAUAGGUUGGCGUUGCUAUUUAUGGAUAUGGGCAUUUUAAUCCUUUGACCAAAGGCAGACAUAUACACAAAAGUUGACCUUAUUAUUUGUGAAUAUAGGCAUUUUAAUCCUUUGAUCAAAUGCAGACAUAGACAUAUAGUCUGGCAUUGAUAUUUAUGGAUGUAGGCAUUUUACUCCUUUGACCAAAUGCAGACAUAGACAUAGUAUGGCAUUGAUAUUUAUCGAUGUGGGCAUUUUCCUUUUUGGACCAUAUUCAGACAUACACAUAUAGGUUGGCAUUGCUAUUUAUGGAUGUGGACAGUUUAAUUUUUCUACCAAAUGCAGGCAUAGACAUAUAGGUUGUCAUUGUUAUUUAUGGAUGUGGGCAUUUUCAUUUUUGGACCAAAGUUUCUGGGGGUUUGAAUAUAGUUCCUAUCUCGCUUCUCCAGGGCGCAUUCUAUUUAUCGAUGUGGGCAUUUUCCUUUUUGGACCAUAUUCAGACAUACACAUAUAGGUUGGCAUUGCUAUUUAUGGAUGUGGACAGUUUAAUUUUUCUACCAAAUGCAGGCAUAGACAUAUAGGUUGUCAUUGUUAUUUAUGGAUGUGGGCAUUUUCAUUUUUGGACCAAAGUUUCUGGGGGUUUGAAUAUAGUUCCUAUCUCGCUUCUCCAGGGCGCAUUCUAUCUGUUCAUGGAUUUCUCAUCGUACUAUGGAUCUGAGGUCGAGGGCUUCGGCGUUAUUAAGGACUCCGAGUCCCUCUGCCGUUACCUCCUCGACAGAGCUCAGGUGGGUUGACCUCUCCGUUUGUCAACGCUCAUUCCGGGUGGGCGGCCAGUGACUCACGCGGGUUUCCUCCGCCGCAGGUUGCCGUUGUGCCAGGAGGCGCGUUCGGGGACGACAACUGCAUCAGGAUCUCCUACGCGGCGGCGCUGCCCACGCUGCAGGAGGCGGCGGAGAAGAUCAAGAAGGCGGUGGAGCUCCUCCGGCCAAGCGUUGCCGUUUGA
Messenger RNA from Spirodela intermedia, 3460 nucleotides. The record is from the annotation of a GenBank genome assembly. NCBI's taxonomy places the organism in Eukaryota, Viridiplantae, Streptophyta, Magnoliopsida, Alismatales, Araceae.